This is a messenger RNA of Aspergillus steynii IBT 23096, 1390 nucleotides long. RefSeq names its product SKI complex subunit WD repeat protein SKI8. Gene Ontology annotation, molecular function: protein binding. Gene Ontology annotation, cellular component: Cdc73/Paf1 complex. Lineage: Eukaryota; Fungi; Ascomycota; Eurotiomycetes; Eurotiales; Aspergillaceae. The transcript has 7 exons. Bases 139 to 1074 code for a protein of 311 amino acids. The record is from RefSeq and is a predicted model, not a curated record.
CAUCCGUCUAGGUCAGCGAAAUUGUCCCACUAUUUGUCCGCCAUCGCCGCCGGCUGCAUCGACCUUCACUUCUCCCAACCCCCGCCUCCUACGGACGGAAGAAUUCACCCUUUGCUCUCCCAUGAUAUACUAGGAACGAUGUCGAAACAAUAUCUCUCGUGUGGUUCCGCCGACGAUGCGCAUCCCAUUGACAUAUUUUCGCUGGCCGUAACCGACACCCAAGUGCUGUCGGCGUCCGGGGCCUCUGCGCUCAAGGUUCAUUCAACUGCAGAUCCCGAGUUUCCGCUUGUACAAUCAAUCGAUGGAGCCCACAAAGCUGGAUGCCACCAUGUGGUUACAAACGGAAACGGGUCGAGGGCAGUCAGCGUCGGAUUUGGUGGCGAAAUCAAGGUCUGGGAUUGUCACAAUGGAGCUUGGUCACAAGAUAAGGCCGUCUCAGUUGGUAGCACAGGAUCUGCCGAGGCUUGGGCCGUUUCUCUGUCGCAGGAUGGGCAAUACCUUGCCGGCGUUAGCCAGGAUGGACACAUCAAAGUCUGGGAUUUAAGUUCCAACGGUGAACAAAUCCGCGACUACGAAACCAAAGGGAGCUUUGGCACCUGCUUAGACAUGUCUGCGGAUGGCCGCUUCAUAGCCAGCGGGCAUGAGAACGGCAGCAUCUAUAUCUUCAGCACGGAAACGGGUCGCAUGCCAUUCAGCUUGUCUGGACUGGUAAAGCCUGUCAGGGCCGUUGCAUUUUCUCCGGGUGGUAAGUUUCUUGCUGCUGCGGGAGAUUCUAAGAUCAUCGUCCUCUACGACACAUCCUCCGGCGAGCAGGUCGCUAACUUCUCCGGGCAUUCGGCCUGGGUCCUCUCACUUUCUUGGAGCCUUACUGGAGAGUAUCUAUUGAGUGGAUCAUUUGACGGGAAAGUCAAAGUUUGGUCAAUCGAUACAAGAACCUGUGUUGCAACCCAUAGCGAGACCGAGAAAGCGAUUUGGAGCGUCAAGUGGGUUCCGAAGAUCGGGAGAUCAGAAGGGUUCGCAACGUCUGGUGCGAAUCGGAGCAUAGCAUUCUAUAGGGAGGCCACAGGAGGCUGACAUCCUGAAUGUACACCUGGGUCUUUCUCCGACUAUAUUGGGAUUGACACCUAGACGAGCUUUCUUUAUUUAACUGAUCAUGAUACCUAAAUUGUUGCGAUAAGUUGCUUUCGCUGUUUCCGACAUUGAUCCAUGGCAUCUAUUUACUGCACUAACAGGAAUGAGAGGCAAGGGCUUCCUGCGGGUUUAUUGCUGGCCAACCCAACAGUUACUUCAUGGUCUCAACAAAGAGUUUUCGCAUCCUUUUCAGGAAGGCACCAAAAUCACGAUCCUCGUUCAUAAUAUCCAGUUCUCGAUCAAGAGCCUCCCUGUCCAA